Molecule: messenger RNA, 830 nt
Organism: Leucoraja erinaceus (little skate)
Lineage: Eukaryota; Metazoa; Chordata; Chondrichthyes; Rajiformes; Rajidae
Product: cofilin-2-like
Exons: 4
Coding region: 171-671 (166 amino acids)
Biological process (GO): actin filament fragmentation; cell motility; actin filament severing
Cellular component (GO): cytoplasm; actin cytoskeleton; actin cortical patch
Molecular function (GO): actin filament binding
Source: RefSeq, a predicted model, not a curated record
GGAGUUUCGUGUUGUGUGUGUGGUGAUUUUUUUCUUCCUCUCCCCGGACUGUAGAGGGUCGACACCGAGCACACACACAGUUUCCUGUCGAGCCAGCCAGCGAGCGGUCUGUUUCGUCGUCGGGAAGGGGGAGAGAAGCAGAAGAAAGCAGCAGCGUAGAUCCAGCCGCCAUGGCAUCCGGGGUGAAAGUGUGCGAUGAGGUGGUGAACUGCUUCACCAACAUGAAGGUGCGCAAGGCGUGUGCCAAGGGAGAGGCUAUGAAGAGGAAGAAGGCCAUCAUGCUGGUCAUCAACAAGACCAAGGACCUGAUCAUCCUGGACGAGGAGAGGCAGAUCCUCAUGGGCGAUAUCCAGCAGGGACUGAUCAAAAAUCCCUUCGACCACUUCAUGAGCAUGUUCCACACGGACCGCUGUUGCUAUGCCAUCUAUGAUGCAAACUAUGAGACCAAGGAAUCUAAGAAGGAGGAGCUCAUCUUCAUUCAUUGGAGUCCAGAAGGGGCCACAAUUCACGACAAGCUGAUCUACGCCAGCUCCAAAGAUGCAGUCACCAAAAAGUUUAACGGCAUCAAGCAUGAAUGGCAGGUGAAUGGCUUUGAUGACUUGGCCGACAUCCAAUCAUUGGCUGCAAAGCUGGGCUCCGAUGUGGUGGCAGUAGAGUCUCGACACAUCUAACACCAGCCCCACGACCAUCAUCCAUCUUUCCAACGUCUUGUGUGUGUGCUGGGUUUCUGAUUUUUUGUUUUUGGGCCUACCACGCCCCUUUCAGUUUGUCCACACUUGUCUUUGGCUCCCCUACUCUAAUGCUUGCUUUUUAUUAAAUCCUGUCUGUCU